AGUCUAACUCAGUCUCUGAAGAGGAACGAACAACACACACACAAAAGAAGGCUAGUUAAACUAUGCUUCUCGGGAAACAGCUCAGGCCGCUGUUCUGGACAGUGUAUCUGACAACUUUCUAUGCCUGCGGUUGCCUUGGACAGCUGAAUGUGUGUGGUCGACCUCUCCUCAACACCAGGAUACUCGGGGGUCAGGACGCUCCUGCAAGAAAUUGGCCCUGGCAGGCCAGUCUGCACUUUGUUAUCCCUGGAGUCCCCAGCUCCUUCCUUUGUGGAGGGUCCCUCAUCAAUGACCAGUGGGUGCUCUCAGCUGCAAGCUGUUUUAGCAGUAUAUCAUCAAGUGAUCUCGAGGUGUAUCUGGGCCGGCAGAACCAGGAGGGCAGUAACCCGAACGAAGUGAAAAGGACGGUGAGCCGGAUCAUCACUCAUCCCAGUUUCAACCCUGUCACCCGUGACAACGACAUCGCUCUGCUUCGUCUGAGUGCCCCAGUCACCUUUACCAACUUCAUCAGCCCUGUGUGUCUGGCUGCCAGUGGGAGUGUUUUCCUCAACGGGGUUGACAGCUGGGUCACUGGCUGGGGAGAUAUCGCUGAAGGAGAACCCCUUCCAUCUCCUGGCACUUUAAAGGAAGUGGAGGUGGCUGUGACUGAGAACACCCAGUGCCAGUCUUUGUAUGAAGCCGUGCCAUUCACAGUCACAGACAACAUGAUCUGUGCUGGCAAACUUGCAGGAGGCAAAGACUCGUGUAAGGGAGACUCAGGAGGUCCACUGGUGAGCCAACAGGACUCCGUGUGGGUCCAGUCUGGUAUUGUUUCUUUAGAAGGUUGUGCUCAACCCAAUCCUACUGGAGUCUACACCAGGGUGUCCCGUUAUGAGAGCUGGAUCAACUCUGAGAUCAGCACUAAUCAACCAGGCUUUGUCCUGUUCACUGUCAAUUCCACUGUUCCCUCUCCUAGUGCAUCUAAAGCCCCAGAGCCCACCAGUACGUCUAUACCUCAUGAACUCAUCAAGCCCUCAGCGUUCACUCCUGCGGUCACCAACCUUCCUGCUCUGUCUUCAGCACCAGUACCCACCAGCACAUCUGCACCUCAGGGAAAAGUCUGUGUAUCUGACAGAAUCAACGAGAUUGCUAUUCCCGUAGUGACUGUAACAACUUCAAUCACUUGCAACAACAGUAUUGUAAAUCUGAUUGCUAAGGCGUCCCGUGAGCUGCUCACAGACCCAUCAUUUGAUCAAAUAAAUCCAAAUGAUGUAGAACUCAUAUGUGCAACAAGCAACACACUGAAAGUGAGUAUAUGGUUUAAGGUGAAUAUCUCUGGCCAACUCUGUUUCCCAGACAACACCAUUGUUAUGAGGACCAUCGAAGCAACCAGAAACCAGAAGGCCAUGCCUACCAUUACCAUAGAGAGAACAUCCAAUGCCGUGGUGACAUUUGAAACAGACUUAGAAUUUGUGGACUGUGCAACUAGAAGAGGACAUAUUAUUAAAGUGAUAAACAACAUCUCCGUUGAGCAAUAUGGAAUUGUCUAUAGAAGAACACUUGUUAUUUGCAGAAAACCAGAGGAGCGGGAAGGACUAAAAGAGAGGUCACCGUGGGGUCCAGUGAUGGAGUUGCAGCAAGCGUUCGACAUCGACUCCACAUCCAACUCCUCCUCCAACUCCAACUCCUCCUCCAACUCCAACUCCUCCUCCAGGGCCUCCUCUCCAACUUUCCCCACAACAGAUGAAAUCGUGGGCCGUGCUGAGGACGGCUGCACAACAGCUGAACUUCACACUGAACGAGACAUCCAUCAAUUUCACAAGACCAGCCCGGCAGAGCCCUGGAACGACGCCUUCUGUAACAUCUGGAAUGACUACAAACGUUAUGCCAGUUCAGACGACUACAUUUCAGGCCAAUGCAAAUCAGAACACUACAAGUGGGUCUCUGGGUCUCUGGAGUGCGUUCAGUUGCCUAGCGAUGGUGCUGUUCUCCCUGCAGCUAAUGGUGCAGUGGUUGGCUCUGUGACCUGCCAAUCAACUCUGCAACCAAUCAGGAAUCACACUGCAAGGCAUUCCUUUCCAGCUCUUCCCGGUUCCUUCCCAGCUUCCUGAAGAUUAUUUCCAUGAUUGGUUGUUGACUAUAAAAUACACACAUCGCAUCAGGGACAAGAGUUAAAAAUCAAAAUGUUUUGCAUCAUUUUGCUAUGAUUUCCUGACAUGUUUGGUCAAUGUUUUGCAUUGUCUUGGUGGUUUUCUCUCAUUUGAUGGGUGUUUCAGAGGUGCUCUUCUGUCAACAUUGACACCUGGAGCUCAGCAUUUAUGUCUAAUACUAUUUACAGAUUAAAGAUAAGAAUGAAAAGUAUGAUUUACUUAAUGCCAUUUAAAUUUUCUUUAACAUGUUAUGUUAUUUGAGUAUAUAGUUGUUUGAUAUAACAUAUUGAUAUAACAUAUGAAACCUUUUUUUUAUCUUUGUCUCUUUGUGUUUAUCUAACAGUCUUAAUGCACAGCUCCUAUGUAUCAUGUUUUCUGUGUGACAUUAAUGAAUAGUAAUAUAAAGCUGUUAGCUGUUAACAAACUGUGUGUGGUUAAUUUUCUAGAUGGAAAAUAUUUUAAAAGUGGUGUAUGUGUGGUUAUUAUGAAGAGCCAGACACCGUGUAAUGUUAGAUAGUUAGACGGACAUGGUGAAAUGUUAUGCAUAUGGACAAUUCCACCCAAAAUGGUCCCGUCCAUAACGCCAACUAAAUGCCAUGGUAUUUGUAUGAUGCGAAUGAUUAUGUGAAAAGUGUUUCGUGUAAGUUCCACAACCAAGAAGAGUGAAUGCUCAGAUUUCAAGUAAUCAUCAUUCACAUCAUACCGUACCAUGGCAUUGUGUUGGUGUAAUGGGCAUGACAGUUUUGUGUGGAAUUGCCCAUUUAUAUAUCGUAGUAUAAACAGGUUGGGGCGUCAGAUUGGGGGUAAAAUUGGCAUCUCACCUCAAGGGGGUCUAUAUAUUCUUCACCACACCUCUCUGUGCAUGUUGCUAAUACAUUGUUCAUAUCGCUUAGCCAUAUCUAUUCUGCUUUUAUAAGGCUACUGCUAAUACAUUGUACAUAUUUAUAUGUAAUUUUUAUUACUGUAAACCACUUUCUUAACUGUAUACUACUGUCUACACUGCACUAUAUGUGUAUACUGUUCAUACUGCACUUUUCUGCUUUUUUGCUCUUCUGGUAAGAAGCAUUUCAUUGUCUGUACUUGUACUAUGUACAAUGACAAUAAAGUUGAAUCUAAUCUAAUCAAA
Molecule: messenger RNA, 3255 nt
Organism: Alosa sapidissima (American shad)
Lineage: Eukaryota; Metazoa; Chordata; Actinopteri; Clupeiformes; Clupeidae
Exons: 19
Coding region: 63-2090 (675 amino acids)
Biological process (GO): proteolysis
Molecular function (GO): serine-type endopeptidase activity
Source: RefSeq, a predicted model, not a curated record